Messenger RNA from Anastrepha ludens (Mexican fruit fly), 2761 nucleotides. RefSeq names its product ikaros family zinc finger protein. Bases 417 to 2495 code for a protein of 692 amino acids. Lineage: Eukaryota; Metazoa; Arthropoda; Insecta; Diptera; Tephritidae. Gene Ontology annotation, molecular function: DNA-binding transcription factor activity; RNA polymerase II cis-regulatory region sequence-specific DNA binding. The record is from RefSeq and is a predicted model, not a curated record. Gene Ontology annotation, biological process: regulation of transcription by RNA polymerase II. The transcript has 6 exons.
UUUUUGCACGUUCGCUCGCUCGCUCGCUCGGUCACUUGUUUGUCUGUCCGGUUAUUCGUUUCGUUUUUGUAUUAAUUUUUUGUGUUCAUAUCGUUCGUAGUUCUUCUUCGUUAGCAAAAGAUUCCUAUAGUUUCUUAUUUGUUGUUUUUUUUACGUAUAGUUGCUGUUGCUGUUGUUGUUAGUUAGUUACCAAUUGCAUUUACUUUUGCGUACUUUGUUUUUGUUAUUAUUGCUUCCGAUUUGUAUACUUGCAUUUGCAUUGUUCAUUCAUUUCGGCAAACGGACUGCGACGGAACUCGUCGCGGGGUACGUGGGAAGCGCGUUACGGGUUCUGUCGAAUAAGCAAUUGAUUCCGUCGUCACAUCGCCUUCACUGGCAGGAGCUGCUGCUGCUGCACUAUACGUUUUGAUCGGUAAAUGGCUGAAACUAUAAGUGCCGCCGGCGCUAUGGAGAUGACAUUAAAGGAUAGCGGGAUCAUCGAUAUGACUCCCGCUAGUUUGUUGCAGCACAAUGCGUUGGUCAAGCACUCGCAUGCACUGCGUAGCUUAAAAGAAUGCAGCCCCGAUGAGCAGCCAGUCGCAUUAGAUUCUACAGCGCGCGCAAAUAGUACUCCGCCAACUAAUUACUCCACAUCCACACCUACUCCGACUCCGCCCGCCAUGGCGACGUUUCGCUGCGAUCGUUGUGAUAAUUUUGAAACAACUUCAAGGGCAUCACUGCUACUGCAUGUCGUUCAAUGUUUGUCCAAUCAUACGCGCCUCAAAACCGAAGAGCCGGAAUUGGAGAAUCUGUGCGUCGGCGGUGCGGUGUCCCACGCAGACCACAAUUCGGGCAACAGCAGCGACGCAUCCAAAUUGGUUCCAGAUACGGCAACACCAAACAAUGUGCCUACAAAUAUGUCGGUGAUCGCUACCAACGGCAAUGCUAGCAGUCCAACGGCGUCGUCGUCCUCGUCGUCGUCAUCUCGCAAAGUCUUCGAAUGUGACGUUUGCAAUAUGAAAUUUUCAAAUGGCGCCAAUAUGCGACGACACAAGAUGCGUCACACUGGCGUCAAACCAUACGAAUGCCGUGUUUGCCAAAAGAGAUUUUUCCGCAAAGACCAUUUGGCGGAGCACUUUACGACGCACACGAAAACACUUCCAUACCACUGUCCCAUAUGUAAUCGUGGCUUCCAGCGACAAAUCGCUAUGCGCGCUCAUUUCCAGAACGAACAUGUGGGCCAACACGACCUCGUUAAAACCUGUCCAUUGUGCAGCUAUAGAGCAGGAUCGAUGAAAUCUUUGAGAAUUCAUUUCUUUAACAGACAUGGCAUAGAUCUUGACAACCCCGGACCGGGUGGCUCCUCAUCAUUGCUGCUUGCUUUGGAAUCGCAGGCAUCACAAGUAGCAGCUGCAGCAGCCGCUGCCAGUUUCGUGCCGGGCUUGAAUGCGGUAGCUGCUGCUGCUGCUGCGGCCAGCCAGAAUGCCAACUCGAGCAUGACGACCCAUCAAAGUGAUAGCGGUGAAUCGAUGCGUUCGCUGGAGAAUACCACACCGCCAAUGCAUUUUUUGACGCCGCAUGUGGAAAUUUCAACCCUUUCAGAAAACGGCACCGAUUUGUUCAAUGUAACAUGGAAUGCGUUGCUAAAUUGCAAAUUUGGGAAAUCAACUGAUGCGGCGUUUUUGUGUGCAUUUGAUUUGCAGGGGAAUGCCAAUGCGUCAACCGGAGUGGAACCGAUGGAGACGAAGAGUAGCGGUCGAGGGGGAGAGCGGGACACAAUCACCGGAAGCAAGUCACCAGCGCUACAACCACCUCAGGAACAUCCGAUCGAUUGUAAUACCAAAUCGUUGCCUUCGAGCACCAGUCAUGUCGGUGUGCAGUUGAAUGCUUGCGCUUCACCAAAAACCCAUCAUCACGAGAAUCACAUCACGCCAUCCAUCAGUUUGAUACCAAUCAAGCAGGCGAGUGAACCACUAGGUGAGGAUUUGUCAACCGAUGCAAAUAAGAGUGGCCACAAAAUCGGUCCAUCAACACAUACCGAGCAAAUGAAUGGCGGCGACAACAGUGAAUCGGAAUUCUCAUCGCCGAAUAGCAGAUUAACUUCACUAAUUAAGGUCUCGCCACUGAAAUCCUUGCUAAGGGAGGACCUCAAACGACGAAUUUGCGCCAAGGCCAACAAUCGCAUCACCCGCAAUGCGGCUGUGUUGGACAACAACAAUGUUGUGCAAGUUAGUGGCGUUGGCGCCACAGCAAACAGCAACUCAUCCUGCAAUUCCACUCCCAUUUGCAACGGCACGAUCACCUCUACCGGCCAAGAAACCGAAUCGAAUCUGCUUAAUCGAAAGCAAAUACUCACUUGUUUAUUCUGCGGCAUCGAGUUCCCGGACGAAACGCUAUACUUCCUGCACAAGGGCUGUCACUGCGAAAGCAAUCCGUGGAAGUGCAAUAUUUGUGGCGAACAGUGCAACAACGUCUAUGAAUUUAAUUCGCAUCUAUUGAGCAAAAGCCAUCAAUAGCAACCAAUGAGCCUUAGAACCACGAGCAAUAUCAACAAUCAAAAAUAGAUAACGGCAAACGUUUCAGGGAUGUUUGUGUACGCACGAAGGGCAGGCUAAAGCAUGUGCGACAUGCAUUUUAAAGCGAUACAAAUAACCUACAUUUUAAAGCAAUUAUUGGAAGGAGCAGAACUUCGGGCAUAUGUACAAAUGUAUAUACACACACAUGCGCACAUGCAUAUGUAUGUGUGAAGUGAGAUCGUUUUGUUUUAUUUUUUAAAUGAAAA